This is a messenger RNA of Pseudoliparis swirei, 1496 nucleotides long. It is a transcript of the gene mettl15, whose product is annotated as methyltransferase 15, mitochondrial 12S rRNA N4-cytidine. NCBI's taxonomy places the organism in Eukaryota, Metazoa, Chordata, Actinopteri, Perciformes, Liparidae. Gene Ontology annotation, biological process: rRNA base methylation. The transcript is spliced from 6 exons. The record is from RefSeq and is a predicted model, not a curated record. Gene Ontology annotation, molecular function: rRNA (cytosine-N4-)-methyltransferase activity. The coding region runs from base 75 to 1244 and encodes 389 amino acids.
UCGUGGUGACGCGCCGGACAUGCUGCUGCAACUGAAGGUGGAGCUACGCUCUGUUCCACUACGAUCAUUAAACCAUGUUUUUUCCAGUGUGCGCCAACCCGAUGUUAAGGAAAACAAAUCCCACGGUGUGGAGAGCAUGGAGGUUAUGGAAGUUUAGCCUGCACUCUUCAACAGCUUGUGCAUCUUCUGGUCCUGGUCCCCUUGACAGAUCUGAAGAACCGUCUUCUGUUUUAACCCCAAAUUCUCCUCAUACACCUGUUAUGCUUAAAGAGGUGCUUCAUUAUUUAGACGUCCAGCCAGGUCAGGUGGUCCUGGACAUGACAUUUGGAGGGGGUGGUCAUACCAAAGCAAUACUGAAUAUGCUUCAUGAAGUCACAGUCCUGGCCUUAGACCGAGAUCCUACCGCCUUGUGUCUGGCCCAGCAGUUAGCCAAGGAAACCUCUGGUCGUGUGAAACCGUUGCUCGGCCGAUUCAGCGAGCUUGAAGCCCUGCUGUCCGACAAUAACAUUAAGCCACGCAGCAUCGACGCUGUCCUGUUGGACGCCGGCUGCUCCUCCAUGCAGAUGGACCAGGCGCAGAGAGGCUUCUCCCUCAGUAAGGACGGGCCCCUGGACAUGAGGAUGGAUGGAGAGAGGUACCCCGACAUGCCCUGCGCUGCUGACGUCGUGAAUACCUUAGAUCAACAGGCUCUUGCAUCCAUCCUCACUGCAUACGGGGAAGAAAGACACGCCAGGAAAAUAGCGGCAGCCAUUGUGAAGGCACGCCGCGUCAACCCCAUCACCCAGACACAGCAGCUGGCCAGCGUGGUGGCAGGAUCAUUUCCUGCAGCUGUUCUCUAUGCACGUAAAGACCGACUCCAAAGACCUGCACACGUGGCCACUAAGACUUUCCAAGCGCUGCGUAUCUUUGUGAACGACGAGCUAAACGAACUCCAUGCAGGGCUGCGUGCUGCCCGGGCGGGACUGACACCUGGAGGACGUCUCUGCGUGAUCACCUUUCAUUCGCUAGAAGACAGACUGGUAAAACGAUUCCUCCAGGGAGAUGACUUGUCCAAUCUAGAUCAGUAUCACUUCAGCCCGAGAAAGCGAGGCGCUGGGAAGGAAAAACUGGUGGAGGAAAAAAGAGAUGGUGGAAUGGUUGAUUGGCUUCCUCUGCGAAGAAAAGUGAUCACCCCAGAAAGGGACGAUGUCAAAGAGAAUCCUCGAGGACGCUCCGCUAAACUGAGGGCAGUACUCAGAUGUUAAUGAUCUUAUGACAAUUAUGAGAGAACCGACAUUUUCUUUUUUUCCAUCAAAUCUUUUUUGAACUUUUUUCGAGAGUAAGUUUUUACAAUUGAUACUCAAAGCUAGUUCAGUGAAAGGCCGAUAUGAAUUUACACAGUUUCAACCUUCGCAUGUCUGUAUGUAUAUAUAUUUGUGUGUGUAUAUAUAUGUGUGUGUGUAUAUAUAUAUAUGUAUAUACAGGACUGUCUCAGAAAAUUAGAAUAUUGUGAUGAA